Dictyostelium discoideum AX4 is the source of this 1029-nucleotide messenger RNA. RefSeq names its product zinc-containing alcohol dehydrogenase. NCBI's taxonomy places the organism in Eukaryota, Evosea, Eumycetozoa, Dictyosteliales, Dictyosteliaceae. Bases 1 to 1029 code for a protein of 342 amino acids. The transcript has a single exon. The record is from RefSeq and is a predicted model, not a curated record. Gene Ontology annotation, molecular function: oxidoreductase activity.
AUGAUGAAGGCAUGGAGAAUUCAUAGUUUUGAUGGUACCUAUGGUAUGAAAAUGGAUGAAAUUUCAGUUCCACAUAUUAAUGAUGAUCAAGUAUUGGUUAAAGUAUCAGCAGUUUCAUUAAACUAUAGAGAUAAAGCAAUAAUGGAUGGAACCUAUGGUAUUAAAUUUGAAAAAGGUUUAAUACCAGUAUCUGAUACUUGUGGCAUAAUUGAAAAAGUUGGAAAAAAUGUAAAGAAAUUUAAAGUUGGUGAUAGAGUUGUAAAUCAUUUCUUAUCUCACUGGAUGGAAGGUGAAGCGAAAAGUAAUGAAGAACAAUUCAGUUAUGGUGGUCCGUUAAAUGGCGGUUUAGCAAAAUACAUUAUUCUUGAUGAAAACUCAUGUUUAAUACCACCAAAACAUUACACAGAUGAAGAAUGCUCAACAUUACCCAUUGCAGCAUGUACAGCGUGGUAUUCGUUAAUGAAUGUCGGUGGAAUUGAAUCAAAAUUAAAAUCAAAUCAAACUGUUUUAAUUCAAGGCACUGGCGGUGUCUCAUUAUUCGCUCUUCAAAUAUCACAUUCAAUUGGUGCAAAAACUAUACUUUUAACAAGUAAUGAAGAAAAAAAAGAAAGAUUAUUAAAAAUGGGUGCCACUCAUGUUAUAAAUUAUAAAACCCAUAAUGAAUGGGAGAAAGAAGUUAUGAAAUUAACAAAUGAUCAAGGUGUAAAUCAUGUACUUGAUGUAGUUGGUGGUGAUUAUAUAAAUAGAUCAAUACGUUGUAGUCAUACACAUGGUCAUAUCUAUAUGAUUGGAUUUUUAAAAGAAUCAAAUGCUAAAAUCAACCUUUUUGAUGCUCUCUUUAAAAGAAUUAACCUACAUGGUAUUGGAGUUUCACCAAAAGAUUCUUUCCAAGAAAUGAUUAAUCAAUUAUCAACAAAUUUCAUCUUUAAACCAGUAAUUGAUACAAUUUAUGAUUUUGAUGAUUCAAUUAAAGCAUUUCAACAUUUAUCAAGAGGUUCAUUUGGUAAAAUUGUUAUAAAAUUAAAUUAA